AUGAAAUUUCCAGCAAGUAGGCUUCUGACAGACAAAUUUCCGCGGCGUGCGUAUGUGCCGUCGCGCGCUGACAGUUUAGAGAACGUUGUAGUGAAAGGACUUCAUUUUGGGCAACGCAAAUUACUCCUCUCGGAGAUUGAGUUUCUCUCGGCAUACUUGGAGUCACAGAAGAAAUCUGCCAAGCCACUGCUCGUGGUGUACGCUGGUGCGGCGAGAGGUACACAUCUUCCGUUUCUAUUUAAACUCUUUGAAAAGGUGAAAUUUGUUCUUAUUGACCCCGCCCCUUUUUGUGCGUCGGUGCAGGAGCUCGCGAAAGAUGAGAAAGGCCCUAUUUUAGAGCUGUUGGAGAAAUACUGCACGGAUGAGUUGUGCCUUAGGCUAUUGCGCUCCUACUGCUCCAAUUAUGACAUUAUUCUCAUCAGCGAUAUUCGCUCUGGCGAGCCGGUCAAUCAGUCAAACAAGGAAAAUACGUUGAUGAUUAUGCGUGACAACGAAAUGCAGCGGAGUUGGUGCUGGUCCCUUAAGGCGAAGGCGGCUCUAUUGAAGUUUCAUCCACCCUACCCUCGCUGCAAGGACACCGCAUCGCGGUAUUACGACGCGUCUGACGACACUCCUGACAGUGUUGACUACUUUGACGGAAAUCGUCUGUUUGGGGUUUGGGCUCCCAAGUCCUCCUCUGAGUUGCGCCUUUGCGUGGCAGGGCCCUUUAUUCCCGGUGCAAAAGUGUCAAUGCGAAAGUACGACUGCACUGUGCACGAGGAGCAGUGUUAUUUUUACAAUACAGAGGAUCGCUAUGCUCGGGACUGCGAGGCAGAGAAGGAAAUUUUGGAACGGUACUUGAAGUUAAAUUACGGGACGUUUUCUGGAGAUGUCGUUAGUUUGUCAAACGAGAUUAGUAAAUUUCUGAACUUCCCACUUUUUGCUCCGCUGGAGCCUUCCUUCACUGAAAACGACGCACGGUGGCUGACUCUCAUCUAUUCGACGAGGGAUCCCAAGUGCGAGGAGUGGUUUGAGCCAUUGCGUGGCCUGAUGACGCUGGAAGUCGUUCAGAAUUUGAUCAAGACGUAUCGCAAUGAAAGUUCUGUUCCGUUGAAUGUGACGGUUGGACCCACAACUCUCACAAGGGAUUUUUGGAAGGUCAUGUGCACUGGAAAUCUGGUGGAGGCCUACGGUCUUCCACGCCCUCAUUGGCGCUUUUUCUCGCAAAUUGUGUCGCGCAAGUCGAAAAGGACAUCUUUGUAG
Messenger RNA from Trypanosoma cruzi, 1242 nucleotides. RefSeq lists its product as uncharacterized. Bases 1 to 1242 code for a protein of 413 amino acids. NCBI's taxonomy places the organism in Eukaryota, Euglenozoa, Kinetoplastea, Trypanosomatida, Trypanosomatidae. The record is from RefSeq and is a predicted model, not a curated record. Gene Ontology annotation, biological process: 7-methylguanosine mRNA capping. Gene Ontology annotation, molecular function: methyltransferase cap1 activity. The transcript has a single exon.